Molecule: messenger RNA, 393 nt
Organism: Tripterygium wilfordii
Lineage: Eukaryota; Viridiplantae; Streptophyta; Magnoliopsida; Celastrales; Celastraceae
Exons: 1
Coding region: 1-393 (130 amino acids)
Source: RefSeq, a predicted model, not a curated record
AUGCGGAUGGAUCUUAAUCCCAAUUUGGGAACUAAGAGACCAAGGGAGGCAACUGCAAUCACUUUCACCAAGGAAGAUGCAACAGGAGUCAUCUUUCCGCAUAAUGAUGCUCUCGUGAUCUCCCUGCAAAUCGGAGCAGCAACAGUGAAGCGAAUGAUGGUAGACCAAGGAAGUUCUGCAGAGAUCAUGUAUUAUUCACUCUUCCAGAAGUUAGGGAAAACUCAUGCAGAUUUGAUUCUUGUUCCGACACAUCUGGUGGGCCUUAAUGCGACCCCAGUUUGGCCUCUCGAAAGGAUACGAAUGCCAGUCACGGCAGGUCCAAGAACAGUUGAAGUGGAUUUCCUUGUUAUAGAUCUACCCUCAACGUAUAAUGCAAUCAUGGGCAGGACUUGA